AUGUCCGAACGGAAAACGGUGGAGUCAAAGCAAAAAACUGAAGAUGACACUGAAUCCUCCAUCCCCGUGACCCUGACUGACGGACCCAUUGGCAUCGUAUUUGACUCAGAAUUCGUGAUCAAGCAAGUCGAGAAGGACAGCCCCUUCUACAACAAGUGUAAAGUCGGCGACAAGAUCGGACAAGUACGGUUACUUUAUAUCUAAUAUAUACACUUUCUCUUAAUAAGUUUACUCUAGUUUUAUUUUUAAAGGUGAAUGACGCCAAAGUAGAGAAUGAGAGUGGAUUCCAGGAAGCCCUUCAGAAGUUUGGUCCCACCAUCACCAUCACUCUGGUCAGGGGACUUAAAAGUGUACGUUUAGCACCUUUAAAAUCAUUCUAAAUGUAUUUUAGAGCGAAGUUAAGAUUCCUCCCGCAAGAGAGAAGAACCUGGCCCGACAAGACGGGUUCCUUUAUCAUGUAACUCAAAUCGAUUACAUCAAGGGAUGCAAAUUCGGCCUCGGAAUCAAACAUUUCCAUAACAAAGUUUUGGUUACCAGAGUCGAUGCAGGUUUGUUUUAUGGUCAUGUUUUCAUACUACAUUUUAGGAUCUCUCUCCGCCAAAAGUUUGAUGGUGGCCGACAGAAUCGUGGAUGUGAAUGGAAGCCCCGUUACGGACAAAGAGGUGGCCAGAACCCUGCUUCUGAAAGCGCUGCAGAAGGACCGAAAGGUCAGUUUGUUAAUCGAGAGACCGUUCAGCAAAGAGGCCAAGGACAAGGUCGCCUUUGCUCUGAAUCAAUCCGAGAUGCAGGCUCCUUCUGUAGCCAUGGCUUCGGAUAUUCAAGCCAUUAUCGCCAAACAGAAGGCCAAGAUGAAGGAAGCUUCAAAAGAGCCAAAGAAGGUAAGAGUGCAUGGGCCUUCAUCUAAUUUUACCUAUUUCGUGAUGUUUUUUGAUUUAUUUUCAGGGCCUUCUCAGAAAGGACAAGGCAGCCCCUCAGGGCAAGGUUCAAGUCAGGCCUGAAAAUCCGAAUGUGGUGAUCAUAGCCUCGGACAAUGAGGGCAAGCAGCUCAAACCAGUUAAACCCUAA
Messenger RNA from Bursaphelenchus xylophilus (pine wood nematode), 1065 nucleotides. NCBI's taxonomy places the organism in Eukaryota, Metazoa, Nematoda, Chromadorea, Rhabditida, Aphelenchoididae. The record is from the annotation of a GenBank genome assembly.